AUGCUCAAGCCCAAGGACCUGUGCCCCAGAGCGGGUACGCGCACCUUCCUGGAGGCCAUGCAGGCUGGUAAAGUGCACCUGGCCCGCUUCGUGCUGGAUGCGCUAGACCGAAGCAUCAUCGACUGCCGCGCGGAGCAGGGCCGCACGCCACUCAUGGUGGCCGUGGGGCUGCCGGACCCCGCGCUGCGCUCCCGCUUCGUUCGACUACUGCUGGAGCAGGGUGCGGCCGUGAACCUGAAGGAUGAGCGCGGCCGCACCGCACUCAGCCUGGCGUGCGAGCGUGGCCACCUGGACGCCGUGCAGCUGCUGGUGCAGUUCAGCGGCGACCCGGAGGCGGCUGACUCGGCGGGCAACAGCCCCGUGAUGUGGGCAGCGGCGUGCGGCCACGGGGCGGUGCUCGAGUUCCUGGUGCGCUCUUUCCGCCGUCUCGGCUUGCGCCUCGACCGCACCAACCGUGCUGGCCUUACAGCGCUGCAGCUGGCCGCCGCUCGCGGUCACGGAACCUGCGUGCAGGCCCUCACCGGGCCCUGGGGCCGCGCAGCCGCCGCCGCUGCGGCCGCCGCGGCUCGGGGCUCCAACUCCGACAGCCCCCCUGGCCGUCCGGCUCCCGCGCCCAGCCCGGAGCGCCGACGACCCAGUCCCCGGCGCCUACAGCGGCCUCUCUUGGCGCGCUUUGCGCGAGCGGCCGGCGGCCAUGGUCACGGAGGCGAGGCUGGCUCUGGGGGCAAGAGCUCGGGCCGGCACCGGGCGCAGGGGAGCGAGCGGCCCGAGUUGGGCCGGAGCAUGAGUCUGGCUCUGGGUGCGGUGACCGAGGAAGAGACGUCUCGACUGAGGGCGGGAGCCCUGAUGGUCCGACCACACUCGCCCCAGUCUUCGGGGACUGGGCGGUGGCGUUCGCAUGAGGUGCUGGAGGGAGCGCCCCCAACCUUAGCGCAAGCCCCGAUCGGCCUUAGCCCCCACCCUGAGGGCGGCCCCGGCUCCGGCCGCUUGGGUUUGCGCCGACGCUCCACAGCUCCAGACAUCCCCAGCCUGGUCGGGGAGGCACCAGGGCCCGAGAGCGGCCCGGAAUUGGAGGCCAACGCUGUGCCGCACUCGAUGCCUGGACCCCAGGCUUGGCAGGCAGACACGGAGGCCGUGGCGUUGCACGCUCAACGGUAA
Messenger RNA from Artibeus jamaicensis (Jamaican fruit-eating bat), 1158 nucleotides. RefSeq names its product ankyrin repeat domain 63 (gene ANKRD63). The transcript has a single exon. NCBI's taxonomy places the organism in Eukaryota, Metazoa, Chordata, Mammalia, Chiroptera, Phyllostomidae. Gene Ontology annotation, molecular function: protein binding. The record is from RefSeq and is a predicted model, not a curated record. The coding region runs from base 1 to 1158 and encodes 385 amino acids.